This is a messenger RNA of Lingula anatina, 4264 nucleotides long. RefSeq lists its product as uncharacterized. Gene Ontology annotation, molecular function: neurexin family protein binding. Lineage: Eukaryota; Metazoa; Brachiopoda; Lingulata; Lingulida; Lingulidae. Gene Ontology annotation, biological process: regulation of apoptotic process; exocytosis. Gene Ontology annotation, cellular component: plasma membrane; exocytic vesicle. The record is from RefSeq and is a predicted model, not a curated record.
AGAAGCCAAGGAAGUCUUUCUGGCCCAUGCAGCAAUGCAGAGGAGGAUAGUUACAGCAAUAUCCCUGUGUUUGGAAAAAUCCUGCUCAGUAUGGAGUAUGACUACAGGAAAGGUUGGCUGAUUAUACAUAUUUACCUAUGCCAAGACCUUGCUCCAGCUGAUGUGAAGAAGAAUAGAUCUGAUCCCUAUGUCAAGACCUACCUCUUGCCAGAUAAAUCAAGAGGUGGGAAGAGAAAAACAAAGAUAAAGAAGAAUACAUUGAAUCCAACAUUUGAUGAAUCACUACAUUACAUCGUCACUAAGAAUGAGCUGGGAAGAUUUCUGUGGCUGUCAUUCUGGCACAGUGUCACCUUUGGCCACAAUAUGUUCCUGGCUGAGGUCCUUUUGCCUCUUAAUAAACAAAACUUUGCUGACACCUCACCACAGUGGUUCCAGCUAUCAGGAGACCAUAUGGCUGCUGGGGAUCGAGACCAAGCCAUUUCUAAUGUUACUCAACCUCACAGCAUCAAAACAACAAGAGGCCAAGUUCUAAACCAGGCUCAUAUGGGCAUCCAGUUACAAAGGUCUAAUUCAUCAAAGACAUCAUUACAACCCAACUUUGAAAACCAGGAGGAUGACUUCCAAUCCCAGGCAGCAAAGAAGAUAGUUGUACAAGGACAAUUUCAACAGAAUCAACCAUCAUUACUACCCAAAUGUGGCAACCAAAGGUUGCAACGAGGCCAAUUCCAAUCUCAGACACUACCUGGUGAGUCAGCAGGACCAAAUCAGCUCUGUCACCAAGAAGGACAAUCUCAGAAAAGCAGACUGCCUCAGGGACCACUCACUGACCACCACCUGGAGGAACAAGUUGGCGUCCACUUUCAAACAAGGAGAAAAUCAAGCCAUUUCUUCCCACCUUUACCCCAACAACAGGACUCUGUGGGUGCUGGGGGUCAAGACCAGGGUGUUACUGACUCUCAGACCAUCAGAACAAUGGGAAACCAAGUUCUGAACCAGGCCGAUGGGGAUAUUCAUACCCACGUCUCAGAUCUAACAUUGUUAUCAAAAAAGAGUACACAAGAGAACACAGUGACAACUGAUCCAGAAACUGAUCAUCAUACAAAUACAUCAUCGGUGCAGAAUGAAGUUGUGGCAUUUUUUAAUCGGGACAAAGUUCAACAGAGAGAAGAGAAACAAUAUAAAUGCACCAAAGGCAAUGAGGGCGAAAAUGACGAUCACAAUAUUUACAGGCAAGUUUCUGUUUUUCUUCAUAGAGAUUUAUUACGAUAUUUAACAAGCUACGCCCCAGGCAGGACAUGCAUACAUGUAUAUCCAUUACAUCUUCAAGAGUACUUUCUUCGGUCUGCACAAGGACCACCCUUUCGUGUUGGAGAAGAAUACUGCUACGAAGCAGUGCGACUGUCCAGUUUUAAGGACUUGCCCAAUUCGGUCCCGGUACCAGCAACGCGACUUGCACAGUCAGGGUUCCAUUACACAGGAAACAGUGACGAGGUAGUAUGUUUUAGCUGUGGAGGGAGACUUAAGGAGUGGACCUAUGGAGACAAUCCGUUUGUGCGACAUCGUAAUUUCUUUCCAGAUUGCCCACUUAUGAAUGGGACUGAAGUGGAGAAUGUUCCCCUUUUCCCGAGAGAUCCUGAUUCUAAUUUCAACAUAGGCGCCAAUGUUGAUCCUUUCCCAAACUUAGCAAACACCAGGUCUACACCACGUGACCAAAGUGGCAAUUGGUCCUCACUACUGUCAAGUCAACAGGCACUAUCCAGGCCACUGGGCAUCACUUCACCAGAGGUCGCCACCCUGCAGUUCACGCCAUUGGAAUCACCCCUUUUCCCUGCAAACAUCAACGGAAACACAUCAGUUCCAUCAAAUGCAUCUCACCGGACUUCCAACGUCCCUUCACGGAUGAGGAACGAGUCUGACCGCCUGACAACUUUUGUCAACUGGCCCAGUGGAGCAGGUGUCCUACCCAGAGACUUGGCAAGAGCUGGUUUCUUCUACGUGGGCAUGGGGGACCGGGUGCAGUGUGCCUUCUGUGAGGGGGUUUUAAGGAACUGGGAGCCAGGUGACCAACCAAUGCAGGAACAUCGCAGGUACCUUUCAACCUGCCCGUUCAUCCUAGGACUGGAAGUCGGGAACAUUCCUGUGGAAGAACCAAGCACAGCUCUUCCUCUUGCUGUGUCAGAAUCACAAAGACAAGCUGUGGGAGGCAGCACAACAGGAUCAGAGAAUGCCACAAAUGGAGCCACACUAGGGAUACUAACAGCGAGACCCAGACACGAAAAAUACGCCAUUGAAAACACCAGAGUUCAGACUUUUGCUAACUGGCCACCAUCUCGUAUUCCGUGUCCUGAAGAACUCGCCAGGGCCGGGUUCUUUUACGCUGGCUUUGGUGACAACGUGAAGUGCUUCUUUUGUGACGGAGGGCUGAGGAAUUGGGAACCACAAGACGACCCUUGGACUGAGCAUGCGCGUUGGUUCCCACGUUGUGGCUUUGUUCGCCAGUGCAAGGGGGAUGAGUUUAUCCGAAUGAUCAAGGAACAGAAUUCGCCAAACAACCAGGUAAGCAUAUAUUUAGUCACAUCAUUGAGAUUUACUAACGGUUUAGGCUUAACCCUGUACAUUGGCUAUACUCUUCAUAUUGACUUGAUAUUGUUUUAUUCAAUUUAUCCUUCCCAGGCUCAAACACAAACACAAAGACCACAAGGUGCGCCAGGCAGUUAUCACGUAGAAGCCCGGGAGAUCAAAGCCCGUCUUGACACCCCGACAGUGCAGGCGGUGUUAGAUAUGGGUUUCAGUCGAGAUACAGUGCGUCAGGCGAUCGAACAAAGAUUGCGAAACACCGGAGACGAUUUCCCCAGUGCAGCCACUUUAUUCGAUGCCGUUUUGAAUAUCGAGGAUGAAAAUAACCGGCAAGGUGCGGCGGCGAUAUCAGUAAUUCCCCAAGAGGAGCCUGGUCAACAACCACUAAACGCAACUCUGUCUGAAGCACCACCACAUAAGGCAGCCCAGAAAACAUCACAAACACAGAAUACGGACAAACUAUCUAAAAAAGACAAGAAAAAGAAGAAACAAGACGCUCCGGUAGUAAAGGACAGUGACGACAAGGAGACCAAAUCCCUGAUUGAAGAGAAUAAGAGACUGAAAGAAGAGCGCACCUGUAAGAUAUGUAUGGAUGAAGAAGUUAGUGUGGUAUUUCUGCCGUGCGGCCAUCUUGUCGCCUGUGUCCAGUGUGCACCUGCCUUGAGAAAUUGCGCCAUUUGCAGAGCAGCCAUCAAGGGCACAGUAAGGUCGAUCUUAAGUUAAGCGCUAAAUCAGCGUCCGGGACAUGGUUAUUUCGGUAUCUUAAAAGUAUGCAUUACAAAUACAUACGCAUUAAUGCAACGAGAACAGAAUAGAAGCAUCCUGAAUUUUGAUAAUUAUCAACACAUUGUAAUGAGAACAGAAUAGGAGCAUCCUGAAUUUUGAUGAUUAUCAACACAUUGCAGUGAGAACAGAGUGGAAGCAUCAUGAAGAUAAAACGAUGUCAGCACAGUGCGUGUGUGUGCGUGUUUGUGUGUGUGUGUGUGCGUGUGUAUGUGACAGUUUGUUCGUUGACUAAGAAAGUUGAAGCCCUGGGCUUGGAAUCUCGAAAGGUUCGCUAUGUUGCGCAAGCGCUCUAGCAUGGCUAGCGUGCGCUAUCCCGUAUCUCGAAAGCAUCGCUAUUUUGAGCGCCUGCGCUAUCAUGGCUAGCGUGCGCUAUCCUGUAUCUCGAAAGCUUCGCAAAUCCUGGCCGUGCGCUAAUGUCCAAAUCACCAUUAGUUUCGAGGCUAUUAUUUGCGGCUAAACAAACUAGACGCAAGUGUUUUUACACGGUGGCUAGUUUUGUUGUUAUAAGAGAAAAAUGCCAGGAAAAUGCUAAAAGAAGGUGUGUGAGACGUAUAGAUCUUAUGGUAGAGUUCCAACAUUAUAUUUUUCAUCAGAGAUACCGCAUGACGCAGGAGAAUGUGCUCAAACUGACCAAUAUUAUUGAAGAACCUCUGAAAAGACCGACUACGAGGUCUUGAGCACUGUCACCCAAUACCCAAGUUCUUGCUGCAUUACGUGUACUUGCAUAGGAUCUCUGAGUCUCACACACACUUCCAUAUUCUCCUGGUAUUUUUCUCUAACUCUCAGUUGGAUCAUUUAUGAAUCAUUGUGGGAUGAAUAUGGAUUAUUGUUUCAUUAAAAAUUAAAUAAAAUAAUGAAAACUGAUUUUCUCUUUAAAAUGUCAUAUUUUAUUAUAUUUUGC